Messenger RNA from Onychomys torridus (southern grasshopper mouse), 2734 nucleotides. It is a transcript of the gene Tcap, whose product is annotated as titin-cap. Gene Ontology annotation, cellular component: Z disc. The record is from RefSeq and is a predicted model, not a curated record. Lineage: Eukaryota; Metazoa; Chordata; Mammalia; Rodentia; Cricetidae. The transcript is spliced from 2 exons. Gene Ontology annotation, biological process: cardiac muscle tissue morphogenesis; skeletal muscle myosin thick filament assembly; cardiac myofibril assembly. The coding region runs from base 1816 to 2319 and encodes 167 amino acids. Gene Ontology annotation, molecular function: titin Z domain binding; titin binding; protein-macromolecule adaptor activity.
CGGCUUGGUCUACGUGGAAAACUCCAGGAUGGCCAGGACUACACAGAUAGACCUGUUCCCACAAAAAUAAAAUAAUGUUUAGAAAGCAAAUAAACAAAAGCUUUGCCUGCUGUGGGGCCUUGGCCUAAUCCUCACUGCCGAGCUGAGCCUGGAAGCGCUUGAAAAAAAUACCACCCAGUGCCUCCCCAGCACCAGGGUGAGCAGUUUCUAGGUUCUCUUUUCCUGAAAGGUUCUACUGAGAUGGUCACAGGCCCAGUGCUGGAGGCUGGGGAGAUGCCACAGAGCCAUAACAGGCCAAGCCACAGUGGCAAUGGCUUCAGGGUUACUGAGGUACCUGUGGCACCCCAGACACAGACCCUGGGUCUACAAGGCUCAAACUUGUCACUGUGUCCCACUGCUCUCACACCAAGGACAGCCUGGAGCCUGGGUUCCAGGCCCGGCUAUCCCCUCUCCCCCUUCCUUCCUCUGUACGGGCUUCUAAAGGAGUCUAUUAGCUUGGAGCCCGGUGGACUUUUCUUGGUUCUGGCUGGGUCCAAGACCCUGAGCAAACCUUCCCUGGGCCUCCAUUUCCUACUUGGUCGAACAGAAGGGACCAGUCCAUAGGGUUGUGAAAUGGAUGGUGUAUUGAGUGGGCAGAGGCCGCGGCAAUCAGCAAGGUGCUGUUCUGCAUCUGAUAGCAGCUGGGUGCUCUCUCCGCUGUCCCCAGGAGUCCUCAGCCUCUGCCGCUUCUUCUGGUGCCCUUUGCUUACUCCCUAGCAAUGCCCUCCUCCCUCUCCCCUGCCCCUCUUCCCUAGCCCACCUCCUUGUUCACCAGCUUGCACCAUGAACUGCUCCCUGGGUGCUUGGGUGUUCUCAUGACAUUGGGUUCCCCUGCUUCAUGCGAGAGAGCUAAUCCCCUCCCAGGUAAACCAUGGAGCUGCCAAGUCCAUGAAUUCUCCGUGUCAUUCCGUUGUGGCCAGAAAAACAUGGAGCACGAGACUUAAGAGGCAGGGACUGUGCUCCCUGGUUACAUAAGCCAGCCCGCUUGAGACGAGCACUGGGUCUCCUGGCUGCUGCUGAAUGGACCCUCUAGAGUUUCUAGCUCACCCCAUUUCUCUCCACGUAGGCCUCGGGGUGACUGCCACCUCCCACACCUGCCUCCUUCACCCUGACCUGUGGCCCUUACGGAGACUACUCUAACCACUGGCCCUGGGCAAUAAAAGCACAGAAAUUCAUACCCAGAGGUCUCAGGGGUGGCAAUAGUGCCCCCUCCUUUGCUGGUAUGUUGCAGGUUAGGAACCAGACUUUGUGUAGACGCCUGAGGACAUGGUUACAUGAUCCUUCUUAAGUCAAGGGGCCUUACUAAGGUAUGUGCCCUUGAGCUCAGGAAGGGGAGACUGCAGCCAUGGGCAGAGUGAGGGGGGCAUCCGUUCCUGCUUCUCCUGUUCUGUUUACAGACAAGCUGCUUUCCUCCCUGGACAAGGGGGAGCAGGCAGGGCAGAGGACGGUGCCAAGGUGGCACGAGGCUGGGCAUGUGCCUGGUCUGAGAUGGCGUUUACAGAAUGCCAGAUACCUGGUGGUACCAGCCUGAGGACCCCAGGUCCCACUGGAGCAUCUUGGUUGCUUUAGAAGCUGACCUCUGACCUGUGAGCAGCCAGAAUCUAGGGACCCCAACCCCCACCCUGGACUCAGAGCCCCACCACCACCAGUGAGUCUUGGCUCUGCUUAUAGCAUCUGACGCCAGAGGGGCUGAAAAUAGCCCCUGGAGGAGAGGAGCAGGGGCUAUUUAAAGGGCUCCAGAGGAGCCAGGCACAGCAGAGGGAGCAGGAAGGGAUCAUGGCCACUUCAGAGCUGAGCUGCCAAGUGUCCGAGGAGAACCAGGAACGCCGGGAAGCCUUCUGGGCUGAGUGGAAAGAUCUGACCCUGUCCACCCGGCCGGAAGAGGGAUGUUCCCUGCACGAGGAGGAUACACAGAGGCAUGAGACCUACCACAGGCAGGGACAGUGUCAGGCGGUGGUGCAGCGCUCGCCCUGGCUGGUGAUGCGCCUGGGCAUCCUCGGCCGCGGGCUGCAGGAAUACCAGCUGCCAUACCAGCGGGUACUGCCACUGCCCAUCUUCACCCCCACCAAGGUGGGAGCUGCCAAGGAGGACCGCGAGGAGACCCCCGUCCAGCUGCGGGAGCUGCUGGCACUGGAGACUGCUCUGGGCGGCCAGUGCGCGGAGCGCCAGGACGUGGCUGAGAUCACCAAGCAGCUUCCCCCUGUGGUGCCUGUCAGCAAGCCCGGGACCCUGCGGCGUAGCCUGUCUAGAUCCAUGUCUCAGGAAGCUCAGAGAGGCUGAGAUGGACUGUGUCAGGCUCCACUGUGUCUGCCUUGGGCUGGGCCCUUCCUGGCUAGGACCAUGGAGGAGAGCUGCUGGCCGGGCCGCUUUGUAGUUUGCCCAGAGGUGGGGGCUAUGGGAGGAGGGAGCCAGAGGUCAGGAUGAUACCCAAAGGGAGGGCAUCAAGGAUGGUGGGCUGAGGUGGAGAGCGGAGCACCCUCAGCCCCAGAAGAAGGGACAAGAGAUACUGGUGAGGCCAUGAGGCCCCUGGAAACGGUGACCUGUUCGGUUACAGAGAUGGAGGAGGGCAUGGAAGGGAUCUGGAAUGUCUGGGAAGGAAGCUUGAAGACUGGAAGGAGGGGCAUGGGGAGAGGGCAGCAGCAGGGCAGGCCCCCAGCACCCUCUGUUAGCACUGCAAUAAAUAUGCUCAACCAUG